Gilbertella persicaria is the source of this 1267-nucleotide messenger RNA. RefSeq lists its product as uncharacterized. The transcript is spliced from 4 exons. NCBI's taxonomy places the organism in Eukaryota, Fungi, Mucoromycota, Mucoromycetes, Mucorales, Choanephoraceae. The coding region runs from base 32 to 1192 and encodes 386 amino acids. Gene Ontology annotation, cellular component: cytosol; proteasome regulatory particle, lid subcomplex; nucleus. Gene Ontology annotation, biological process: ubiquitin-dependent protein catabolic process. Gene Ontology annotation, molecular function: structural molecule activity. The record is from RefSeq and is a predicted model, not a curated record.
UUUUUUUUUUUCUAUUACACGUAUAAGAACAAUGGCACAAUCUAUGGAAGUUGAUUUUGAUGUUCCUAAAUUCCUCUCUGAAGAAAGACAAAAAGUACCUUCUCAAUUCCAACACUAUUAUUCCAACUUUGAGGAUCUUUACGAGAGAAAGUUAUGGCAUCAAUUGACACUUUUAAUAUUGGACUUCUUCAAGGAACCUGAAUCUAAUGCUCUUCAAGUGUCUUUGUUUCAAAACUUUGUUGCUGAAUGGGAAGAUAAGAUUAACAAGUUAUCCCUUGUUACUAUUGCACUUCAAGUAGCCAAGCAAUUCUCUGAUGCGAAUGAAUCUGUUAGCUUUUUAGAUGGCAUUAUCACUAAAGUAGAUACACCUGAAACUAAAGAUGUCUAUGUCCUUGCCCUGAUGGAGUCAGCACAAUUCAAGCUAAAGUUAAAUCAGACAGAACAAGUUAAAAAGGCUAUUGACGAAUCAGAGAAAAUUCUAGAUGGAUUUGAUAGUGUAGAGACCAUUAUCUAUGCUAGUUUCUACCGUGUCAGUGCAGAAUAUUAUAAAGUCAAGGCUGAUUAUGCUCAAUAUUAUAAGAGUGCCUUGUUGUAUUUGGCCUGUGUUGAUGUAGAAGAAUUGAGUGUGAUGGAUCGUAUGGAAAGAGCUUAUGAUCUCUCACUUUCUGCUUUAUUGGGUGAUAUGAUUUAUAACUUUGGUGAAUUGUUGAUGCACCCUAUCCUGGAUUCCCUUACUGGUACUGAACAUGACUGGCUCCGUUCUCUUUUAUUCGCUUUCAAUUCAGGCGAUAUUGGUAAAUUUGAAGCCUUGGUGCCUCAUUUCAACAAACAACCUUUACUUGAAAAAAACCAAGCUGGUCUUAGAAGAAAGAUUUGCUUAAUGUCUUUGAUUGAAGCCAUCUUUAAGCGUUCAACAGACAAUCGCUCGAUCCCCUUUUCAGAAAUUGCUGCAGAAACACGUCUGUCUGUUGAUGAAGUAGAGCAUUUGGUGAUGAAGGCAUUGUCUUUGAAUCUUAUUCGUGGAUCCAUUGACCAAGUGGAUCAAAUGGUCGUUGUUACUUGGGUUCAACCCCGUGUGCUUGACAAGGACCAAAUUGAUGGUAUGAGACGUAAGCUUGAAGAAUGGGACAAUCAAGUCAAGAAAAUUAGUGCUUUUGUUGGUGAACAAGGUGGUGAAGUUUUUGCUCAAUAAAUUUCUGUCCCACACACUCAUUUUUAUUUUCUUCUUUUUUCUUCUAUUUCAAUGAUAAAGACACUCUUUCAAAUA